Messenger RNA from Liolophura sinensis, 2531 nucleotides. RefSeq lists its product as uncharacterized. NCBI's taxonomy places the organism in Eukaryota, Metazoa, Mollusca, Polyplacophora, Chitonida, Chitonidae. Bases 142 to 1221 code for a protein of 359 amino acids. Gene Ontology annotation, cellular component: nucleus. The transcript is spliced from 4 exons. The record is from RefSeq and is a predicted model, not a curated record.
GAAGAAAAUACUUAAAAGAUAAGUUUUUCUCAAACGCGUGUCCCGUAGCAACGAGAGAGGUCUCUAAUAAUAAAGAUAAUUUUGGUACAUCAUAAUGUCACGUGAGCAGCAGACGACAUUUCGAUGUAAACACAAUCUGACAUGGAGAAAAAAGGGAAAAGAAAGCCGAACUGGUCAAACGACGAGUGUUUGAGCCUCGCCAAUUACAUGGCACAAUACAAGGACAUACUGAGGGGCAAGCUGGGUCCAGGAUUGACCUCAGAAAAGAAAAAAACUACAUGGAAGUGGGUGACGGACAGGUUGAAUGCCUCGUUCACAGCCGUCAAGCGGUCACAAGAAGAAGUGGAGAAAAAGUGGCACAAUAUUUUCUCCCAAACCAAAUCGGAAAUCUCGGCCUACAAGAAAGCGCGGUGUGCGACGGAUUGUCCCGAUGGUUAUUUCGGAUCAGACUGCCGAGGAGUGUGUCACUGUAAUGAGACUGUGCUUCUGUGUGACCCCAGUAGUGACCUCUGUCCCCCAGACUGUAAUCCCCGGACAGAGCGCUGCCUCUGGGUAUGUGACCCGCGAACUGGACGCUGCCCAUCGGGGUGUGCAGAGGGAUGGACUGGAGAAUUUUGUCAAACGCCAUUGUCCGAGAGGACCACGUCCUUCCCCGUCUCUGUCGUAGGACUCGCCAUCGGGGUGGGAAUAUUGGCUCUCGUUUUCAGUCUGGGGGCCACAUGUUAUUGUUUGUCUCGACCCACAUGGCGGCACGAGGACAACCCUCGAUCGAGGGCGCGACAAGAGCGACUGAACAGGCUUAACGAGAUUCUACAUCAUUACCACAUACCAACGUUCCCCAGACGACACAGCGAGGCAUGCAUUCCCGGUCGACCACGCCCUUAUCACCAGAAAAUACGUGCAACCAACUCUCUGCCAUUCCUGCCGAGUUACCAGGAGGCGACCAACACCAGAACAGCCGUGAUGUCACCCAUCUCCGCGAUAUCAACGAUACCUGUGACGUCACCCACACUGGUGACGUCAGCGGAUCCGCCCUAUGUGAUGGCGACAGAUCCAGAAACAAGCGGAAUCCCGGCUCGUCCAGAGAGUCCGCCACCUCCGUACGCGGAAUCCAUAACCCAACCCGUGUUCCCAGAUCUAACACUUGCCAAUGAACAAAGUUCCAGAAGAUCCUGGGCGAUUGAGGACGGCCCGAUGGUCGGGGUUUGGACGCUGACAUAAUCUAUAAAUAAUGUUUAGAUGGGGUGGUACACCAUAACUAAAAGUUGAACAGAAGAAGGUUAACCUGUUCAUACCCAAACUCCACCACCUAAAAGCUUGCUUCUCUUGUGGAGAUUUGAGGUCACUCUGUCCCAAGACACUCGCGUCUCCCGCGGAAAAAGCUGUCGAGGAGGAUCACAUUCCCGACAAUGGACGGGCAGAAAUGACCUUCGUUUAGGGCAGGGUCAAAUACAACAAAUAAAUCGCUCUUGUAUUGAACCAUGUUCUAAUGGCUGAUUUUUAAAUCCAAAAACAGAAUGGUGAAAGGCCAAUAGUACCAAAACGGUCUUUAACCGCCAAAAUGGUCAACAUAUACCUCGGUAAUACACUGAGUACGGCCAAGACAUCUGGUAUGAUGCAGACACGUGAGAUGAUAGAGACAUUUGAUGUAUUCGAGACAUUUAAGGGGAACUGGACACUUCGUGUGAUGAAGACGUUUUUUUUGUACAGGAGACAAACUAUGUGGUGUGAUUAUGACCAGAGUUGAGAUUCCUCAGCUUGAAUUGCACAGUUACUCUCCAUUGGGGGUGUUUGAGACAUUUAGUAUGUUUGAAACAUCUGGCGCGUGUGUUUGAGACAUUUAGUAUGCUUGAAACAUCUGGCACGUGUUUGAGGCAUUUAGUAUGCCUGAAACAUCUGGCGCGUGUGUUUGAGACAUUUAGUAUACUUGAAACAUCUGGCGCGUGUUUGAGACAUUUAGUAUGUUUGAAACAUAUGGCGCGUGUGUUUGAGACAUUUAGUAUGCUUGAAAUAUCUGGCGCGUGUGUUUGAGAGAUUUAGUGUGUUUGAGACAUUUAGUAUGCUUGAAAUAUCUGGCGCGUGUGUUUGAGACAUUUAGUAUGCUUGAAACAUCUGGCGCGUGUGUUUGAGACAUUUAGUAUGCUUGAAACAUCCGGCGCGUGUGCUUGAGACAUUUAGUAUAUUUGAAACAUCCGGUGCGUGUGAAACAUUUGGUGUGCAUAAGAUGUUUGGCGUGCUUGAAACGUUUGACGUCAUUUGGUGUGCUUCAGUCAUUCGGCAUGUGUGACGUAUUUAAAAUGCUGUAAUAGACACUUGUACUUGAGACAGCUGGUGUGGUUAAGAUGCUUGGCAUGUUCGAGACAUUUUGUGUGUGUGAGAUAUGUAACGUGUUAUAUACAUAUAUACAUGUAUAUUUCAAGUGCACAGCGUGGUGCCAUCAUUUGAAGCCAGGAAGAUAAGAAUUUUCGAACUGUGUCAUACAUUGUGAUCAUGUUAUUUUGAUAUUCAAACAUUUUUUUAUGUCAAUACAU